This is a messenger RNA of Adineta steineri, 417 nucleotides long. The record is from the annotation of a GenBank genome assembly. NCBI's taxonomy places the organism in Eukaryota, Metazoa, Rotifera, Eurotatoria, Adinetida, Adinetidae.
AUGGAAAAAGAAAUAUCUGAACUUCUUCAACAAAUACGACAAGUUGAAAAUGAACAUAAUCAAUUAGUUGACGAAUAUUUUCAAAUGAAGGAUAAUGUUAAACAAGCUCUAACUAACUUAAACAAUGAACCAUCAUCAAAUCAUUUAAAUGCUUAUAAUUAUUAUUUAAAUCUAUCUGAAUCGAUAAUGUCAAAUAUUCGAGUAAAACGAUUAUUAUUAACAAAUUUAAUGUGUGAUCUACAUAAACAUGGAAUUUUUUUAAAUGAUGAAGAUGAAGAUGAACAUGAAACUAGUAGUAGUAGUAUUGAUGAAGGUAUUGAUGAACAAUCAUUAAGUUUACUUGAUCUUAGUUCAAAAUUAUCAAGUUUAAAUAACAGUGAAAAUAAUAAUAAUAAUCAAAAUGAAGAUAUUUUUUGA